Messenger RNA from Nelumbo nucifera (sacred lotus), 1404 nucleotides. RefSeq lists its product as uncharacterized. NCBI's taxonomy places the organism in Eukaryota, Viridiplantae, Streptophyta, Magnoliopsida, Proteales, Nelumbonaceae. The record is from RefSeq and is a predicted model, not a curated record.
AAUUAGUGUAGUUGCCCCGUCGUACUUAGUACGGGGUCAUUCUUGUUUUUGGAUUUCAUGCAGAAGGACACGUAUCCGAUUUCAUCAUUAUACACAUUUCUUUUUACGCCCUCUCCGCUAGUUAUUUCUCUCCCACCACACGCAGAAACGGUAUUUACUAUUUAGUUUUUGAGAUCUUCCUCCACUUUCCGAUCAUUUCCUCUCAAACUUCCGGCAAAUUUAGCCAAUAAAUCAGCAGAGAAAAGAAAAUUUCAUCUGUAUACUUCUACGGGACAGAACAGGGUAGGCAUCUUGGAUACACAGGGGGGAAAGAGGAAUGGUAAAGCUUGCGUCGGCACGAGAGAACCGAUUAUAUGGUCCACGGCUGGGUCGAAACAGAUUAGAGUUUAUAAAUGCAGGGUUAUAUGUUUUUGCAUCGUUACUCCUGGUUGGUGGAUUCUUGUCUCAGUUUUCCAGGGAUGCUAAGUCGGGUCUCGUCAUCCUCCUCAUAGCAUUAGCACUUAUAUCCCUGGUCAAUGUUCACGAUCUCCUUGCACAUCUGGCCGGAAUCGAUUACCAAUUGGGGCUGAUGGGGUUCGAUAGGCAGCUUGCGCUCGUCGAGUUUGCAGUUCCGAUCGUGCAGGUUUUAGGUUCCGUGCUUAAUUUCUUACCCAUUCUCUUUUUCUUAAUUCAGGCGGAGAAAGGGCGUUAUUAUUAUUUUAGACUGGAGAAGUAUGCAUUGAACAUGCUUAUUGUGGGCUCAGUUCUAUGGCUUAUUGGUUCAAUAAACAACUCAUGCCAGAUUUAUGAGAGAGCUGAUGGUCAUGUUCAAAUUUUGCAACAAAGCGUUUAUCUCCCAUUCCUGAUGGGAAGCCUCUUAUUCUUGGUUGGCGCAAUUCUCAACUGUCAUGAGCAAAGUGGGAUGAUCCACCAUGGCUUGAUGCUCCUGGGGAAGAGUUGGGUUUGGCUGGGAAUCUUUGGAAGUUUGCUCUUCCUAAUAGGGGGAUUGGUUAACUUGGCAAAGGUGUUCAAGAUGCAACAAGUGGGUGGAGUGAGGCUUGAAAAACUGCGAGGUGGAGCACAAGAGCAACUCAAUCGAGAGAGGGAAGGUGAAGUGCCUCUCAUAUUAGAAGAGCAGACAAGGAGGAAGCAGAAUGAGGCAAAGCCAAUUGUUUUUCCCACUCCUUACAAAGAUGCUCUACUUGGUCGCUCCUAAAGCGGAAAAUCAGUGUAGAAUUUCUUCUAAUUUGUUGGAUUUGAUUUCGCUAUGCAAGUAUCUAAUCUAACCUAAUCUACUUAAAUUUGUAAUCUGUUUGCAUUUGAAAUUUGUAAUCUAGCAUUAACUAUACUAUUCUACUGUAAGUUUUGAACUCGGCAGUUGUUUGGAUAAUCUGCUAUGGAGGAUCACCAGGGGGUUAACUUUUU